This is a messenger RNA of Bubalus bubalis (water buffalo), 1916 nucleotides long. RefSeq names its product tetratricopeptide repeat domain 5 (gene TTC5). Bases 72 to 1427 code for a protein of 451 amino acids. The record is from RefSeq and is a predicted model, not a curated record. The transcript is spliced from 10 exons. Lineage: Eukaryota; Metazoa; Chordata; Mammalia; Artiodactyla; Bovidae. Gene Ontology annotation, molecular function: protein binding.
CUCGGGUGCCGUAAGCCUCCAGAGCUCUAGAUGCCGCUGUGGCUCUAUCGUGGGGACGGGUAUGCGUCUCUAUGGUUUUAAGUUGGGGGCGGAGAAGCUGGGAAAUGAUGGCUGUUGAAGAGGAAGAAGUCAAGGAGGUCUUGCAGAAAUUGCAGGAACUGGUGGAUCAGCUGUAUUCAUUUCGAGAGUGCUAUUUCGAGACACAUAGUGUUGAGGAUGCUGGGAGGAAGCAACAAGAUGUGCGGGAAGAGAUGGAGAAGACCCUGCAGCAGAUGGAAGAAGUAGUGGGUUCUGUCCAGGGCAAUGCACAGGUUCUGAUGCUGACUGGGAAAGCACUGAAUGUGACUCCUGACUAUAGCCCCAAGGCUGAGGAGCUUCUGUCUAAGGCUGUGAAGCUGGAGCCCAAGCUGGUAGAAGCCUGGAACCAGCUGGGUGAGGUGUACUGGAAGAAAGGGGAUGUUGCAGCUGCCCACACCUGCUUCUCAGGAGCCCUCACCCAUUGCAAGAACAAAGUCUCCCUUCAAAACCUGUCAAUGGUGCUUCGCCAGCUGCGGACUGACUCUGGAGAUGAACAUUCUCGCCAUGUCAUGGACAGUGUCCGACAGGCUAAGUUGGCUGUGCAGAUGGACAUCCUUGAUGGCCGCUCCUGGUAUAUUCUGGGGAAUGCCUACCUUUCUCUUUACUUCAAUACUGGCCAGAACCCUAAGAUCUCCCAGCAAGCCCUCAGUGCUUAUGCCCAAGCAGAGAAAGUUGACAGGACAGCUUCCAGCAAUCCUGAUCUUCAUCUGAACAGGGCAACGUUACAUAAAUAUGAGGAGAAUUAUGGUGAGGCCCUGCAGGGCUUCUCUCGGGCUGCAGCACUGGACCCUGCCUGGCCAGAGCCCUGGCAACGAGAGCAACAGCUCCUGGAUUUCCUGACUAGAUUAACCAGCCUCCUUGAGAGCAAGGGAAAGGUGAAGACCAAAAAGUUACAGAGCAUGCUGGGAAACUUGCGCCCAGCCCACCUGGGCCCUUGUGGUGAUGGGCGCUACCAGUCAGCCUCGGGGCAGAAGGUGACUCUGGAGCGCAAGCCCCUGAGUGCUCUGCAGCCCGGUGUAAAUAGUGGAGCUGUGGUCCUGGGAAAGGUGGUGUUCAGCCUUACCACAGAGGAGAAAGUCCCCUUUACAUUUGGCCUGGUAGAUUCAGAUGGACCUUGCUAUGCAGUUAUGGUGUAUAAUAUGGUGCAGAGCUGGGGAGUACUCAUUGGGGACUCUGUAGCCAUCCCUGAGCCUAACCUUCGUCUUCACCGAAUUCAGCACAAGGGAAAGGACUAUUCCUUUUCCAGUGUUCGUGUGGAGACACCCCUCCUGUUGGUGGUGAAUGGGAAGCCUCAGGGCUCCAGCAGCCAGGCUGCUGCCACGGUGGCAUCGAGGCCACAGUGUGAAUGACCCUCCUUUGAUUGCAUGCUGAAGAGAGAGUGGAGGCCAGGAGAUAAGCUCAAGGGCACUCGGCAGCUCCAUCAGCCACUUCUAGUUACGCAACUGGAAUUGGGGGGAUGUUUUAGAUGACAACUUUCCUUCCUCUGCCCUGUAAGACACUUGUGUCUUGUAUUACGUUUCAGCUCUCUCUGGGGCUACACAUGUUCGUGGAAUAUCUCUCCUGCCUCUUUGCUUGCUCUUCUAUGUUUUGGCAAAGAGCGUGGAAUUGGUAGAAGGGUUGGCACCUUGCCAUGGGAUAGAGUCCCCAAGGUUCCCCUUCUUGUCUCCUUCCUGAGCCUCAUGUGUAUAUAUCAUUUCAGUAUUUAUUGCUAAGGGAGGGGGCUUAAUUUUUUAAUGACUUAGUUUUUAAGCAAUUUUUAUUUUAUUUUUAUUUUAAAAUUUAGGUUCUUCCCCUUCUUUGGGGCUGGAACAGAAUUAAAUUUGUUUGGAAAAAAAAAA